AUGUGUUCGGCGCUGGCCCCGAAGCCGGUGUCGAAGCGUGCCCGCCGCGACUCGGACUCCGAGGAUUCGGAUCCUGAGAAGCCGCCGGAGCACGCGCCUCUGCUGGACAGCGGCAAGAAGCGCGACCCCAUCGACCUGCGCGCUGCCAUCGAGAACGACGCUGCGGAGUGCGAGAGGAAGGGCCUCUCGAGCUGGAAGCUGUCGCACGCGGGCUCCUCGUCGCUGCCCGCGCGGCACCUGUGCGUCAUCUGCGGGUUCUUCGGCAGCUACAAGUGCAUGGAGUGCGCGUCCAAGCGCAUCGCGGAGCUGCGCACGUACGUCUGCGGCCCCCGGUGCCUCGAGGUCCACAAGGACCAGAGCUGCGGGCGCCCGCUUAACCUAACCCACUGGUGA
Messenger RNA from Babesia bigemina, 393 nucleotides. RefSeq lists its product as hypothetical. The transcript is spliced from 2 exons. NCBI's taxonomy places the organism in Eukaryota, Apicomplexa, Aconoidasida, Piroplasmida, Babesiidae. Gene Ontology annotation, molecular function: nucleosome binding. The coding region runs from base 1 to 393 and encodes 130 amino acids. Gene Ontology annotation, biological process: chromatin remodeling. Gene Ontology annotation, cellular component: Swr1 complex. The record is from RefSeq and is a predicted model, not a curated record.